This is a messenger RNA of Didymodactylos carnosus, 1458 nucleotides long. NCBI's taxonomy places the organism in Eukaryota, Metazoa, Rotifera, Eurotatoria, Philodinida, Philodinidae. The record is from the annotation of a GenBank genome assembly.
ACACCAGAAUACGCAACUAUAUCAAUUUUUAUAAAAUGUGCUGGGCUUGCUGGGCUUGGUGUAUUCUAGAAUACACCAAGCCCAGCACAUUUUAUAAAAAUUGAUAUAGUUGCGUAUUCUGGUUUAUUCUCGUGUAUUGUCAGUGAGAAUACACCAAGCCCAGCAAACCCAGCAAAUUUUAUAAAAAUUGAUAUAGUUGCGUAUUCUGGUGUAUUCUCACUGAGAAUACACCAAGCCCAGCAAGCCCAGCAAGUUUGAAAAAACGGUCUCUUUUUGAGAAUACACUGCGUAGUGAUAUUCUGACACCCCUCUCAUAAACAGAUGGCAAGGCGUGGUAACUAUACAUCAAAUGAAAAUAAGCGUCAACUUUUGCAUAACGGCCAUAAUCUAAGGAUAAAAUAAGUUUUGAACCUGAAAAAACAGAGAAUUGAUCCCGGUUGCUUUAAUUAACAAAAAAAAAAGAUGGAAAUGAGCCCAGUUCAAAAAAGAAAAAAUUUAUCUCCGCAAAAGAGAGAAAUGAGGCCGGUAAUUUAGAUUUGUUAAAUAUAUAAAAAAAUGAUCAGUUUAAGAGCAUUCUUUUAAAAUGAAUCUUAGAAGCGUGUAUAUAUAAUCGUAAUUUAAAUUAAACAUCACUAUGUAGUACGUAUAUAACAUUAUCAAUUGAACAGCAUUCUUUUAAAAUCAAUCUUAGAAGCGCACAUAUAUACACACCUUAUAUGCACAUCGCAUAUAUAUAUAAAUUGGGAAUAAAAAAUGGAAAGAUAUCCGGAAUUAGUUUAUAUUCUUUUCUACAAGCUAUGUCUCGAAGACUAUGGCAUGAAUUUUCUACACGUACUACUGAAAACGAUCUAAAAGUGUUUGUCCACUCGUCAACUACUAUCAACUACCAAAUAUUCUUCAGCGUUGGCUAUUGAUUGUACGUACAAAGUCACGUGGAAUAAUGUACCGAUACUCAUAUUUGGCACAUCAGAUUAUAAACGUCAUUUUCAUCCAGUUGGCUUAUGCUUGGUAUCAUCUGAUGAAGCUUCUUCAACAUAUGAAACAUUGUUUCAAGGUGUUCCUACAUGGGCGUCUAAUAUUAAUCAACAAACAUAUUUGAUAUCACAUGUGAUGGGUGAUGGAGCUGCAGGUAUUACAAGUGCAAUGUCAGUCAUACCACAAAGUCGUAGAUUAAUGUGUUGGGCACAUACUCUUAGAAAAUGUCGUGAACAUAGAAAAUUGAUACCAAAUGAACAAAAAUGGUUAAAUGUUGAAAAAGAUAUUGUUAAUUUACAAUUAUGUUUUCAAGAUAAUUUGUUUAAUCAAGCAGCUACUUUGUUAUUACGUAAAUGGAGUUUAGACAAUCAACUAGAUAGAUUCCGUACAUAUUUUGAAGGACAAUGGAUAAAUGAUUUAUCAUUUUGGUAUGAAGGAGCGGUUUGUUUAGCACCAUCAACAAAUAAUGGUCUCGAUCAUUAA